Messenger RNA from Darwinula stevensoni, 1004 nucleotides. The record is from the annotation of a GenBank genome assembly. NCBI's taxonomy places the organism in Eukaryota, Metazoa, Arthropoda, Ostracoda, Podocopida, Darwinulidae.
UGUCCCCUUCCCAUCAGGUGGAAGGCAGCCAGUGCUUGCGUGGUGGCUCGUGACAUGAAGUACGUGGACUGCAAGAAUUGCUUUGAGGCGGUGAGUGAAGGCAAUUUGCAAAAGUUGGCUUCCACGCUCGAAUUCGCACGCAUGAUCGAGAUCAAUGGGGAUUUUGAAUGGAUUCGGCGUUACUCCGAUUAUGAAUUGUGCAUGGUGCUAGAUUAUGAAUUGUGCAUGGUGCUAGAUUAUGAAUUGUGCCUCGUGCAUGAUGUGGAUAUGCAUCUCAGCAAGCAAUUCAUAGUCACGAUUCUUCUCUGUCCUUCUCAAAAGGUGGUGAACAAGACAGGAACUACCCAAGCAGCAUUGGCCGACGAAACCUCAGGGAUCGGGAAAUGCGUCCAGGACCGACUCUCUCAGAAUUUCGAAUACUGCCGUCGGAUCCUUAACGGCGAGGUGGCGAUGCCGAACGGGACGGACAUAUCAGGCAGGAUGGGACGCAUGAUGUCGGGCAUGAUGUCGAUGCUGGGUCUGUCAGAUGCCGACCAGAAGAGCCUGCUGCGGAUCAUGCAGGCCAUGAAGUGCCUGGAUGUGACCGGCAGGGCCACUCUCGAUGCCCAAUGUCGGCAGCAGAGCGGAGUUUCGAACGAUCCGACCUUCGACAAGCUCAACACAGCUCAUCAAUGCGUCCACGACAAGGUCGACAAAGCCUAUAUGGCAAUGUACCCCCAGGCGAACCCCACAGUCAGAAGCUUCGCUGACGAUGUCGACACGGACACGGACGCCCAGGGGAGUUAAAGUGCUCAACAAGUUGAUGGGGUUGAUGCAGGGCGCCUAGUGGUUCAUCUACUGGUCCGCCUAGUGGUUUGCCUACUGAUUCUUCUGUCUAGUAUUCCACCUACUGAUUCCUUUGCCUGGUUCUUGGAUUAUUCUUCCUCGUGACUUCCCUUAAUCUCUCAUGUGACCUGUUUUGUACUGAUCGGUCGUGAAAUCCAUGAUUGAUAUUCGAGCAUCCA